Messenger RNA from Anisakis simplex (herring worm), 1329 nucleotides. Lineage: Eukaryota; Metazoa; Nematoda; Chromadorea; Rhabditida; Anisakidae. The record is from the annotation of a GenBank genome assembly.
AUGGCUGCAUCGGUGAUAAGAUGUUUGUGGUUUAAGCUGUCACAAGUGACCGCAUCGCGCUUACUUCACGAUCAGAUGUUUUCGGCUGUGGUUCGAACGAAGAUUCUAUUCUUUGACAAAAAUCCGAUUGGACGAAUUUUGAAUCGCUUCUCAAAGGAUGUCGGCACUAUGGAUGAUCAAGUGGCGUUCACAUUUUUUGAUUUCUUUGCGGGUAUCAUGAACUUUUUGGGUAUGAUUCUGGUGACAAUCCUGAUCAAUCCAGCAGUUUUCAUUCCCACUCUCCCGUUGGCACUGCUUUUCUUCUGCUUACGAUUCUUCUAUUUGUCAACAUCACGCGAUGUGAAACGUAUCGAAGCGACAAGUGAGUUAUUUGUAUUUUUUGUAGUAAGUCCGUUAUAUUCGCACAUUUCGGCCGUUAUGCAAGGACUCACAACCGUGCGGGCGUUUUCGAAUGAACGCCUCGUACUGAAGCAGUUUUAUGAUAGACAGGAUGUCAAUACCUCGGCAAAUGCGCUGACCUAUGUAACGGCUCGUUGGUUUGGAUUCACAAUCGAUUGUUUGGUGGCAAUAUUCAUAAUGGCCGUUGCUUAUGCUGCACUCUAUUCGUCGAUAGUGUUUCAAAGUGGCGACGUGGCGUUGAUGUUAAUGUACGCGAUUCAAUUAACCGGAUCGUUUUCGUGGGUUAUGAGGCAAAGUGCGGAAUUGCAGAACUCGAUGAUUUCCGUCGAGCGAAUCUCCAAAUACGCCGCAUUACCAAUUGAAGCGGCUGAACGAAAGGGAAUGAAACCACCGUCGAAUUGGCCAUCCAAUGGGCAUCUGUACUUCCAUAAUGUUUCGAUGCGUUACGAAGAAAACACAGAGUUGGUGCUGAGAAAUAUUGAAGCUGAUAUUCAACCAAAAGAAAAGGUUGGUAUUGUGGGUCGAACUGGUGCAGGGAAGAGCUCAUUACUGCGGGCGUUAUUCCGUCUGACCGAAUUUGAUGGUCUCAUUAUGAUCGAUGGAAUUAGUACGAAAUCAUUGAUAUUGCAAGAACUUAGGAAAAGAAUUUCGAUCAUUCCUCAGGAUCCGGUACUUUUCAUAGGUUCAUUGCGAAAAAAUCUCGACCCCUUCGUCGAAUUCACUGACCAACAACUGUGGAGUGCACUGGAUCAGGUUGAACUGAAACUUGCGAUUAGUGAGUUGACAGACGGUCUCGAAACGCAUACGCAAGAGGGUGGAACAAAUUUCUCGGUGGGUCAACGACAGUUGAUAUGCCUGGCGCGAUCGUUGCUUCGUAACACGAAAAUAAUCGUGAUUGAUGAAGCAACAGCGAAUGUUGAUCCUGAGUAA